Tripterygium wilfordii is the source of this 3674-nucleotide messenger RNA. RefSeq names its product pentatricopeptide repeat-containing protein At1g73710. The record is from RefSeq and is a predicted model, not a curated record. Lineage: Eukaryota; Viridiplantae; Streptophyta; Magnoliopsida; Celastrales; Celastraceae. The transcript has a single exon. Bases 214 to 3270 code for a protein of 1018 amino acids. Gene Ontology annotation, molecular function: protein binding.
AUGUGGGAGAGAAAUCUUUGGCGAUUCUAACCUUGAAAUCUUUUUUCACUGUAUAAUUUCGCUUCCAUCUCUGAACUAUGCAGUCCCCCAAUAGAAUCAGCAGAAAUGUCAAAAUAGUGCAGCAACUGUAGAAAUGAGAAACUGAGCAAACCAUAGGAGCAAUAAAAGCUUCUUAUUGAACAAAAAUUUCCCAGAAGACCCAGAACUCGAAUCAUGCUUUACAGCUGCAAUAACAGUUACCGCUCCAGAGAAUUGGGGCAUGAAAGUCUCCACAGUCGCAUCUUUUUCCCAAGUAAGCUUUCUCCCUUACAUCCUCUUCCUGUAUCUAGGGUUGUUAUAGGGUUUAACGAUAAUUGCCACAAGUUAGCCAAAAGACGACUCUGUGCUUUGCCCCGCGGUUCACCUGGGGACCCAACUUCACUCAGAUUUCCUUCUUCCCAUGUUUACAAGAAAAACUCUGUGAAAGGAACUAGGGUUUCUGUAGGGUUUAAGCUUCAGUGUCAUUCAAAGACUCUAACUUUGCCUACAAGAAGCUCUUCAAUUAAUGGCAAGAAAAAGAGGUACGGAGGCGUGUUGCCUUCGAUAUUGAAGUCCUUAGAGUCUGGUGAUGAUAUUGAUGAUGCUCUUAAUUCAUUUUGUGAGAACCUGAGUCCAAAAGAACAAACUGUAAUUCUCAAAGAACAGAGGGGUUGGGAUAGAGUUAUUCGAGUUUUCCAGUUUUUCAAAUCACAGAAAGAUUAUGUGCCUAAUGUCAUACACUACAAUAUUGUGCUUCGAUCACUGGGUAGAGCUAAAAAAUGGGAUGAAUUAAGGCGAUGCUGGAUUGAAAUGGCAAGAAGCGGUGUUUUACCUACCAACAAUACUUAUGGAAUGCUCGUGGAUGUCUAUGGGAAAGCAGGUCUUGUGAAGGAGUCACUGUUGUGGAUUAAACAUAUGAGACAUAGAGGGAUUUUCCCUGACGAGGUUACGAUGAACACAGUCAUUAAAGUUCUAAAGGAUGCUAGAGAGUUUGAUAGGGCAGAUAAGUUUUACAGGGAAUGGUGCAGUGGGCAGGUUGAGUUGGAUGGUCUGGAUUUGGAUUCUAUGGAUGAUUUUGAAUCAAGGUCAGCACCUGUUAGUUUCAAGCAUUUUAUAUUGACUGAGCUUUUUAAGAUGGGUGGCAGAACUCCUCCCAAAAUUGAAUAUUCAUCAGAUGGCGAUGGUGUGGUUCAAAAGCCACGCCUCACAUGUACGUAUAACACAUUGAUUGAUUUGUACGGAAAGGCAGGUCGUCUUAAGGAUGCGGCUGAUGUGUUUGCAGAAAUGUUGAAAUCUGGGGUGGCAAUGGAUACUUUCACUUUCAAUACUAUGAUCUACACUUGUGGAAGCCAUGGGCUUUUGUCGGAGGCAGAAUCUUUGCUUAAUAAGAUGGAAGAAAGGGGAGUAUCCCCAGAUACAAAAACUUAUAACAUCUUUCUAUCACUGUAUGCUGCAGCGGGGGAUAUGGAUUCAGCACUCAAGUGUUAUCAGAAGAUAAGGGAUGUGGGGCUUUUCCCUGAUGUUGUAACGCAUCGAGCUGUUCUUCAUAUAUUAUGUGAGAGGAAUAUGGUGAGAGAAGUGGAUGCUGUGAUUAAAGAAAUGGAGAACUCUGGUCGGCAAAUAGAUGAGCAUUCUGUUCCUGGUAUUGUUAAGCUGUAUAUUAAUGAAGGAUCGCUUGAUCAGGCAAUGAAUCUUUACGAGAAGUUUCAGUUUAAUGGCCUGAUGUCAGCGAAGACUCGAGCAGCAAUUAUUGAUGCUUAUGCUGAAAAGGGACUUUGGACUGAAGCCGAGGUUGUGUUCUAUGGGAAGAGAGAUUUGGUAGGCCAAAAAGAUGUUAUGGAGUAUAAUGUCAUGGUCAAAGCUUAUGGUAAAGCCAAACUCUAUGAUAAGGCUUUUUCUCUUUUCAAGGGCAUGAGAAAGCUCGGGACUUGGCCUGAUGAAUGCACUUAUAAUUCUCUCAUUCAAAUGCUCAGUGGAGGAGAUUUAGCAAAUGAAGCGAGGAAGCUCUUAGCUGAAAUGCAAGAAGCAGGGUUUAAGCCACAAUGCCUAACUUUCUCCUCUCUUAUUGCAUGCUAUGUCCGUCUUGGCCAGGUUUCUGAUGCCGUUGAUGUCUAUAAAGAAAUGACAAGAGCAGGAGUCAGACCUAAUGAAGUUGUUUAUGGGUCAUUAAUCAAUGGAUUUGCGGAGACGGGCAACAUUGAAGAAGCUCUUCAAUAUUUCCACUUGUUGGAGGAAUGUGGGAUACCAGCAAAUCAAAUAGUUUUGACUUCCGUUAUUAAGGCUUAUAGUAAAGUGGGGUGCUUGGAAGGAGCAAAACAAAUUUAUCAGAAGAUGAAGUAUAUGGAGGGCGGACCUGAUAUUAUUGCUUCAAACAGUAUGAUUAGCCUCUAUGCAGAUCUUGGAAUGGUAGCUGAAGCUGAAUUGAUUUUUGAUAACCUGAGAAAAAAGGGUGUGGCAGAUGGCGUAUCAUUUGCAACCAUGAUGUAUCUGUACAAAAAUAUGGGUAUGCUCGAUGAAGCCAUUGAUGUAGCUGAAGGAAUGAAAGAGUCGGGUUUACUAUCUGACUGUAUUUCUUAUAACAAGGUGCUGGCAUGUUAUGCAACAAACAGCCAGUUACGUGAGUGUGGCUCAUUGUUACAUGAGAUGUGGUCUAGAAAACUUCUUCCGGAUGAUAAAACCUUUAAAACAUUGUUUACUGUUCUAAAAAAAGGUGGCCUUCCAGUUGAAGCUGUCACACAGCUGCAAUCAUCAUAUCAAGAAGGGAAGCCUUUUGCUAGACAAGCUGUCUUCUCCUCCGUUUUCUCUGUAGUGGGAUUACAUGCUUUAGCAGUUGAAUUCUGUGAGACAUUCUUAGAAGCAGAAAUUGCUCUCAGUUCCUUCGCAUACAAUGUUGCAAUAUAUGCUUAUUCAUCCGUAGGGGAAGUUGACAAGGCUCUGAACAUCUUCAUGAAGAUGCAGGAUGAGGGCUUGGAACCAGAUAUCGUUACCUAUAUUAAUUUGGUUCAUUGUUAUGGCAGAGGUGGCAUGAUUGAAGGUGUGAAGAGGGUUAAUAGUCUGUUGAAACAUGGAGAGAUUGAGCCUAAUAGUUCGUUGAUUAAGGCUAUUAUGGAUGCCUAUCAAAUUGCUGGAAGGGAUGACCUUGCUGGAUUGGUUGAACAGGAAAUAAAAUUUGCUUCUGAUUCACGACGAUACUCUCUUUCUGAAACCGAAGAUAAGUACGGUGGAAGCUCUUUCGAAACAGAAGAUGAGUGAAUGUUCAUUAAGCCUUAAAAGUAUCGAGAAAUUGUGCUUAUACUUUGACAAUAUCCCUUACUCCACAGUCUACACUUAAGAGAGAGAUGGCAUUUCUACAUGCUUUAAUUUCAGAUCGUGUAUAUAAUUACUGGUAUAGUCAGCCAAGUCAGACAAGACCCAGGAACUUGGGUCUUCCAAUGGAGGAUUGCUUGAAAGUUAUAGCAAUAUUUUACUGUCCAUUUAGCUUUGUUUGAGCUUGGGUCACUUAUUGUUCUUGUGCACUAUAGAUGAUAGGUCCCUUGUAUGGUUUCUCUCUGAUUUUCCCUUGUAUGGUCCCUUGAGAAAGGGCAAAAAGGUCGUAUGUACUAGUGUACUACAGUCAUCUUAGACAAGGAAAAUUAUACUGGCGUUGAAUUGUGAUC